AAUAAUAAUAAAUUUUAAAAUUAAUGAAUCAAUCAGUGUAAUGAAUGAAACACGUUCGCCUGACAAAAAAUGUGUAAUUUAAAAUUUUUAUUAAUGUAUUCCAGUAAUAAAAUUACUGUGGACGAGAAAAAUGUCGAAAUAAGAGCAAAUAAUGAAAUUCGUGUCAUUUGCAACGAAAGCGGCAACAACAGCAACGGCCACUUGCAGUAUUUCAGCCAAAAUAAUAAAAUCGAGAUGAAAAAUGUGCACAACAAAUGGAAAUGUUGAUUCACACAUUAAUUAUAUCGCUCCUGCUGCCACUCGUUGUCUUGCCAACGGCAAUAGUUGGUGGCGGAGGAGCAAGUGGUGAAAGUAGCAGUAACGCCAACAAAAUUACUAACAAUAUAAACAGCGGCGGCAGCAACACUGCCAGCAACAACAAUAAAAAUAACAAUAUUAAUAAUAACAAUAAUAAUGGUCAAACGCAAAAUGAUGGAGUUCCGUUGUCAUCGCGCAUCGUGAAUACGAAAUAUGGUGCCGUGUCGGGCACAAUUUUACAUUUGGAGAAUCGGCAUUUGGAUGCGGUCGAGGCAUUCCGCGGGAUUCCGUAUGCGUCGCCGCCUGUGGGUUCGUUACGGUUUAUGCCGCCUGUAACGGGAGCACUGUGGAGUGGCAUCAAAAAGGCCGACCAAUUCGGUCCCGUGUGUCCGCAACGCUUUCCCGACAUAAGUAACGAGACCGCAGCAUUGGAAAGAAUGCCCAAAGGCCGUUUAGAAUAUUUACGACGUUUAUUACCUUAUCUGCAAAACCAGUCAGAGGAUUGCCUGUAUUUGAACAUUUAUGGACCCGUUCAAGCUGGUUCCCGUGAUGGCAAUCACCCGAAAUAUGCCGUUAUGGUGUUCGUACAUGGCGAAUCCUACGAAUGGAUGAGUGGAAAUCCCUAUGAUGGCUCCGUGCUAGCUAGUUAUGGACAAAUUUUAGUCGUUACAAUUAAUUAUCGGUUAGGAAUACUAGGAUUUUUAAAUGCCAACGUCGAUCGUUAUUCAAAAGCACCUGCCAAUUAUGGUCUGAUGGAUAUUAUAGCUGCCUUGCAUUGGAUCCAAGAAAAUAUCGAGGCAUUUGGCGGCGAUCCAAGAGCAGUAACUUUGGCUGGAUAUGGUACGGGAGCGGCAUGUGUGCACUAUUUAAUGACUUCAAGUGCUGUACCAGAUGGUUUAUUAUUUCAUCGUGCCAUGCUAAUGUCUGGCUCCGGAUUGGCGCCCGCCUCAUUAGUUGGCGAACCUGCCAAAUAUGCUGCCUUCGUGUCACACCACGUCAAUUGUUCCGCCACGCUGCCGUACGCCCAACUCAUGAAGUGUUUGCGUGAAAAGCCCCUUGCUGCGUUGUUGUCGGCUCCUGUACCGCGACCACCUUUCGGUCAGGCAUUCGGACCGAGUGUCGAUGGAGUAGUGAUAGACGUUGAUGAGGUAUCGCCCACAGAAACAGAUUACGGCGUCCCUAAUUUAGUGAUAAAAAAGACGCCCCGACCAUUUAAUACCUUAAACACAAUUAACUCAAUUUUGCUGAGAAAAUCUGCGAUAAAUAAGUUAUCCAAAUACGACUUAAUGGUUGGCGUAACACGUGCCGAGUCAUAUCUCGUCUUCAACUCGGACGACGUGCAGUACGGAAUUGAGCCAGAUCGUCGUUCCAAAAUCCUGCGAUCGUUCGUGAAAAACACCUACAGCUACCACUUGAACGAAAUUCUCGCUACCAUCAUCAAUGAAUACACGGACUGGGAACGUCCGGUGCAACAUCCCAUCAAUAUCCGCGACGAAACUGUCGAGGCACUAAGUGAUGCGCAAAUUGUCGCGCCAGCUACGCACACCAUUGACCUGCAUGCCGUCGAUCGACGUCAUUCGUACUUUUAUGUGUUCGAGUACCAGAGCAAAUACGGGGAUUUUCCACAACGUCAAGGAUGUGUGCAUGGCGAUGACCUUCCCUACAUUUUCGGUGCACCAUUAGUUGGUGGUUUUAAUCAUUUUCCUCGCAACUACACAAAGUCCGAGGUUGCGCUGUCAGAAGUUGUCAUGGCAUACUGGUCGAAUUUCGUGCGAACCGGGAACCCGAGUGACCAGGGCACACCUGAUUCGCAGCAACACCAAAAACGUGUAAAAACAUUCGAGUGGGUCCCGUACGAGAGCGUGCACAAAAAAUACUUGAAUCUAGAUAUCAAGCCCAAAAUUAAAAAUCACUACCGUGCGCACCGUCUUUCGUUCUGGCUGAAUCUCGUGCCGGACUUGCACAAGCCGGGCGGCGACGACGUUCCUAAUUCGCAUCACAGCUUAGAGGCGGACGAAGAUUUGAUGCUCAGUUCGACGGUGAAACCCCUGAAUCCGCCCCUGAAUAGCUCCGUGCAAACGAUCGGCAGCAUUUUUCCCUUUUUGAAUAUCUCGUAUGGCGGUAAUGCGUCGUCGCGCGCUACGGUGCAACAAAAGCAAAUACCUGCUGCGGGCGACGUCGACAUGAACGACGAGUUUGGGCAGCAGAGCGGAACAAAUGCACCGCAAGAAGAUGGCUUUGCCGCCUACAGCACUGCCUUAAGUGUCACAAUUGCCAUCGGAUGCAGCUUGCUCAUCCUCAACGUUUUGAUUUUCGCGGGCGUUUAUUACCAACGAGACAAAACGCGGCUCACGGAACCCUUUCAUGGGCCCAAAAAACGCCCCGAAAACGGCCAAAUGCCGAAUAACAUUUGCGGCGACUUGGAAAGUCUCACGAUCCACGCGAAAAACGAUCCGUCGACAAUUUUGGCGCAUCACGCGCACGCCAUGCAACAUCAUCAGCACCAGCCGCCGCCCGAAUUUGCGGAUAUCCGGGCUCCGCCGCCGCCCAAACACAUCAAAUCGGGCAGCGGAAAUGGCGGAGACGCGUCAAUGAUGUCGCAACAACACACACUGACGCUAAUUGGGGGGAAUUGUGGCACGUUAACGAAGAAAAAUUGCUCGAAAUCGAAUCUGAAUGCGAGUCAUCAGCACCAGCAUCAGCAUCAGCAGCAAACUAGCAACGCAAUGAUGAUGGAUGAAUUACGGGUGUGACGCUAAUUCCCCUGAAUUACUACCUAGGAACGGAAAAAUCAUAAUUUUUUUAUUUUGCUUUUUUUUAUCGAGCACAAUACACUUGGGACGACUACCUACCAAGUUGGGGUCGAGGCAAUUAUCAAAAAUGUUUUCGAUUUCUCA
Molecule: messenger RNA, 3194 nt
Organism: Culicoides brevitarsis
Lineage: Eukaryota; Metazoa; Arthropoda; Insecta; Diptera; Ceratopogonidae
Gene: Nlg3
Product: neuroligin-4, X-linked
Exons: 10
Coding region: 255-3050 (931 amino acids)
Biological process (GO): neuron cell-cell adhesion; synaptic vesicle endocytosis; postsynaptic membrane assembly
Cellular component (GO): synapse; postsynaptic membrane; cell surface
Molecular function (GO): neurexin family protein binding; signaling receptor activity
Source: RefSeq, a predicted model, not a curated record